Diabrotica virgifera virgifera (western corn rootworm) is the source of this 1326-nucleotide messenger RNA. RefSeq lists its product as uncharacterized. The record is from RefSeq and is a predicted model, not a curated record. The transcript has 2 exons. Gene Ontology annotation, biological process: proteolysis. Bases 1 to 1326 code for a protein of 441 amino acids. Gene Ontology annotation, molecular function: aspartic-type endopeptidase activity; zinc ion binding; nucleic acid binding. Lineage: Eukaryota; Metazoa; Arthropoda; Insecta; Coleoptera; Chrysomelidae.
AUGGCAAUGGCAAAUACAUAUUUAGACGUUAGUAGCGGCUCAACGACAAUUAACAUGCCUGUUCAGGUAAAUCCACCGGAGAAAUUUACGUUUUCACAGCCAAAUAUGUGGCCCCAGUGGCGCAAGAGGUUCCAGCGUUUCAUGAGCGUGUCGGGACAAGAUCAGAAGCCGGAGAAAGACAAAAUUGACAUUCUUAUGUAUAUAAUGGGAGAUGAGGCCGAAGAAAUCGUUCUACAGUUUCCGAAAAUUCCAGCUACUUAUUCGGAGAUGUUACAGAGUUUUGAAAAUCACUUUAUUCCCCGUCGCAACGUAAUAUUCGAACGGUUUAAGUUUAACUCCCGAAUUCAACAAACAGGAGAAGCUAUAGAACACUUUAUUACCAGUUUACAUUCGUUGGCAGAAUAUUGUGACUACAGCACCCUUAAGGAAGAGCUAAUUAGGGAUCGCAUAGUGGUAGGAAUGUCAGAUACAAAAACUAGCGAACGUUUGCAACUACAAGGUACUCUGACUUUGAAAGAUUGUAUUAUUGCUGCAAAACAAGCAGAAAUGCAGGCAAAUCAGACUCGGGAAUUGCGUAAUGAAAACCGUUAUCAUCCGACUCAAGAAGUAGCAAAAGUGGGUGUCCAAAAUAGAGAACGAGGCAAUGUCACCGGAUCAUUUCAGAAGGCAGACAACAUCAGAAGAAAGAAUUUCCAGGGAGACACGUGUAUGUUUUGUGGUCAGCAAUCUCACUCUAGGGAGGUAUGUCCUGCUAGAAGGUCUCAGUGUAAUAAGUGCAAAAAGUUUGGGCACUGGGCAUCAGUUUGUUUAUCUGGUAAAGGUCAAAGGGAAAAUAAGGUUAGUACUGUAGAAAUUGAUAAUUUUAUGAUGAAUUCAGAGGGUAAUAAUUUGAAUUUUGUCGGCUCUGUUUAUAUUAAUAAUAUUGAGGCUCGAGAGUGGCUGAUUUCUGUGCUUGUGUUUGAGCUGCGGACAAAAUUUGAAUUUUUAAUUGACUCUGGAGCAGAUGUUUCAUGUAUUCCUAGUUCUCUGAUGCCUAAAGAGAUAUUAAAAACUUUAUGUAAGCCUUAUCAAAAAGUUACUGGUCCAUCUGGCAUUAAAUUGGAGGUAGUAGGAACUCUUCCUGUUACCCUCUGUCAUAAUAAUGACAUUUCAAAAACUCAAAUGUUUGUUAUACAAAAUUUAUCUAAACCUAUUUUAGGAAGGAAAUCAAUAAUAGACUUAAAACUUCUACAAUUUCAUGAAAAUGUUACAAAAAAAAAACCAGGAGACUACGAUGAAGAUAUGAACAGUGAUAUUAUUGAAGAAUAUUUUCAGCAGAGCAGAUGA